Molecule: messenger RNA, 801 nt
Organism: Mucor mucedo
Lineage: Eukaryota; Fungi; Mucoromycota; Mucoromycetes; Mucorales; Mucoraceae
Exons: 1
Coding region: 28-687 (219 amino acids)
Source: RefSeq, a predicted model, not a curated record
ACUCUCUUUUUUACACCUUCAUUAAACAUGUUGGAGCUCCCAUCUCAAUUUGUAAUUUCGUCGCGACUAAGUAGGUUAGAAGCCAAAGAAGUGCUAGAGAUUAUCCGAUUUACAGAAAAGAUAUGGAAUGAAAGAGCAGUUGAGCAACGCAUGAAGAGAUACCCGUCAAUCCCGAUGAUGGGUGUGGGUAUAUCCAACCCACAGGAACUGCAGCGAGUGAUAUGCGGUGAUAUUCCAGUGAUACACAUUCAAGACGAUUGCGAAGCACUCCAGGCAGUGCAGAAACGAGAGAUCCGAAAUAGACAGUUUUACCAUCGAUGGCUCCUCUUGAGUUCAGCUAGUCUAUGGGGUUUUUGGAUUGGACAGAUGAUGAAGAGUGUGCGGUUAUUAAAGCGGGGACAUGAUGUGAUUCAAGUACCCUUAUUUGAAAAGGGAAAUCUACCUAUACCCAAUUAUAUGCUGGGUCUCUGCUCCCUUUCAGUGACAUGUUUACUUUCAUGGUUCUCCCAAAGAAUCUAUCAAAAGAUACGUCAUGAAUAUGCUUAUUUCUUAAACAACAAACACAUGAUAUUGAUUCGAAAUGAUGUACUCUACACGAAAAGACGUUUUUUCCUUUCAACUGUCCCAUAUUAUUUCAUUGGUUUAAUCAGUACAUCCUUUUACAAAGGCUUGGUUGCACACAAAUAAACAUUUAUUUCUCCGCCUUUUUCGUGUGUCCCGGUCACCUGUGGUUCACGAAAAAAAAAAAUAUAAAGAUUUAAAUUAGACUUUUUUUCUUUUUUUUCUCUUUAUAACAUAACA